AUGCCAUUAAUUGAUCUUUUCCUUCUUCUCUUCCCCCUUCCAUCCUCUUCUCUUCCCCCUCCCAUCCUCUUCUCUUCCCCUCCCAUCCUCUUCUCUUCCCCUCCCAUCCUCUUCUCUUCCCCUCCCAUCCUCUUCUCUUCCCUCCCAUCCUCUUCUCUUCCCCUCCCCAUCCUCUUCUCUUCCCCUCCCAUCCUCUUCUCUUCCCCUCCCAUCCUCUUCUCUUCCCCUCCCAUCCUCUUCUCUUCCCCUCCCAUCCUCUUCUCUUCCCCUCCCAUCCUCUUCUCUUCCCCUCCCAUCCUCUUCUCUUCCCCUCCCAUCCUCUUCUCUUCCCCUCCCAUCCUCUUCUCUUCCCCCUCCCAUCCUCUUCUCUUCCCCCUCCCAUCCUCUUCUCUUCCCCUCCCAUCCUCUUCUCUUCCCCCUCCCAUCCUCUUCUCUUCCCCCUCCCAUCCUCUUCUCUUCCCCUCCCAUCCUCUUCUCUUCCCCCUCCCAUCCUCUUCUCUUCCCGCUCCCAUCCUCUUCUCUUCCCGCUCCCAUCCUCUUCUCUUCCCGCUCCCAUCCUCUUCUCUUCCCCUCCCAUCCUCUUCUCUUCCCCCUCCAUCCUCUUCUCUUCCCCUCCCAUCCUCUUCUCUUCCCCCUCCCAUCCUCUUCUCUUCCCCCUCCCAUCCUCUUCUCUUCCCGCUCCCAUCCUCUUCUCUUCCCGCUCCCAUCCUCUUCUCUUCCCGCUCCCAUCCUCUUCUCUUCCCGCUCCCAUCCUCUUCUCUUCCCGCUCCCAUCCUCUUCUCUUCCCCCUCCCAUCCUCUUCUCUUCCCCUCCCAUCCUCUUCUCUUCCCCCUCCCAUCCCUCUUCUCUUCCCCCUCCCCAUCCUCUUCUCUUCCCCUCCCAUCCUCUUCUCUUCCCCCUCCCAUCCUCUUCUCUUCCCCCUCCCAUCCUCUUCUCUUCCCCCUCCCCAUCCUCUUCUCUUCCCCUCCCAUCCUCUUCUCUUCCCCUCCCAUCCUCUUCUCUUCCCGCUCCCAUCCUCUUCUCUUCCCGCUCCCAUCCUCUUCUCUUCCCCCUCCCAUCCUCUUCUCUUCCCCCUCUUCCCUCCCUCUGAUGACAAGUUGUACCAAGAAAACCCAUCCAAAAGCCUGUGCCUGUUCUUCAGCAAUAGAGAAAAAGCAAGGUGUUCUGGACAAGAUUCUUCUGGAAAUCCAUAGUGGUAACUUUAGGAAGUUCCUAGAGAAAACUGAACAUCUAAUCAGCACUCCUGCCCGUGAAACAAAAGGGAAGCAUGAACUGGAAUUUAGCCGUAUCAGUUUAGCUGGUAGCCAAUUGAAGUUACCUAUCAUGGUGUAUGAUGAUUUGGAUGAUACUUUGACUGAGAUUCAAGCUCUAAAAGACAAGCUGCAAAUUCCAGAUAAUUUAAACUUUGAAGAUGGUUCCACCACCUUGCCUCAUUCUAAAAAGCCUCAAAUGCAGAAACCUGUACGCAAGACACAUGCUCGCAGUCGAAGUGACCUGACGUCUUCAAUCCUCCGUGGGGAAGAUCAAUGGGAUAAAUACAACCAGAUGUGUCAGAUAGAGCAAGGGGAGGUCUUACGGCGUGCCCCUUUGGCUCGGCCAGAGAGUUCCUGCACGAUAGCCAGCCUUCAGCUUGAAAACCAGGGUCACAUUCUGACUCAGGAAGAAGUCCAUUCAAUCGAGAAAGCUCCUCCUUUGGAAGGACUAACUCAAGAUAAGCCAAAAAAAUCGGAGAGGCGCUCGUCAUUUGGAAACUUCAUUAGUCGUUUGUCUAAAGCAGUCCUCAAGCCUCGAAAUAGUGUAACAAACCGCCAGAGCCAAGGGCUCAACAGACUGUCCCUGGAGAAGGAAAAAUCUAACAAGCAAGCUUCGGAUGAUAAGGAGAAUGCGCCACUAAAAAAUGUAGGGGGCAACACAGCUGGUAAACGAUUUGCUUCCAGGGACUAUCUUCGGUUUAAAAGCAGGAAGCAUCCAACAGUCCAAGAAUAA
Acanthosepion pharaonis is the source of this 1986-nucleotide messenger RNA. The record is from the annotation of a GenBank genome assembly. NCBI's taxonomy places the organism in Eukaryota, Metazoa, Mollusca, Cephalopoda, Sepiida, Sepiidae.